ACGAAGUUCGUACUGGUACUUACCGUCAACUCUUCCAUCCUGAACAAUUGAUUACCGGCAAGGAAGACGCUGCCAAUAAUUACGCUCGUGGUCAUUACACCAUCGGCAAAGAAAUAGUUGAUCUUGUCCUUGAUCGUAUUCGCAAGCUCGCUGAUAACUGUACCGGACUUCAAGGUUUCUUGGUGUUCCACUCAUUUGGUGGAGGAACUGGUUCUGGUUUUGGCGCCUUGCUCUUAGAACGUCUUUCUGUCGACUAUGGAAAAAAAUCAAAAUUGGAAUUCUCCGUAUAUCCCGCUCCUCAAGUCUCGACUGCAGUUGUCGAACCAUACAAUUCUAUCUUGACUACUCACACUACCUUGGAACAUUCCGACUGUGCAUUCAUGGUCGAUAAUGAAGCCAUCUAUGACAUCUGCCGUCGUAAUCUUGAUAUUGAGCGCCCCACUUACACUAAUUUGAAUCGAUUGAUUGCUCAAGUAGUAUCUUCAAUCACGGCUUCUCUACGUUUCGACGGUUCGCUCAACGUUGAUCUGACAGAAUUCCAGACCAACUUGGUUCCCUAUCCUCGUAUUCACUUCCCCUUGGUUACCUAUGCUCCAGUUAUUUCAGCCGAAAAGGCUUACCACGAACAACUUACCGUCGCCGAAAUCACAUAUUCGUGCUUCGAACCAAAUAACCAAAUGGUUAAAUGCGAUCCACGUCACGGCAAAUACAUGGCCUGCUGUCUCUUGUACCGUGGUGAUGUUGUUCCUAAAGAUGUGAAUGCCGCCAUCGCUACCAUUAAAACUAAACGCACCAUUCAAUUUGUCGAUUGGUGUCCAACUGGAUUCAAGGUCGGUAUCAAUUAUCAACCACCGACCGUUGUUCCUGGUGGCGAUCUCGCCAAAGUACAACGUGCCGUUUGCAUGUUGUCCAACACUACUGCCAUUGCUGAGGCUUGGGCUCGCUUGGACCAUAAAUUCGAUUUGAUGUAUGCUAAACGUGCUUUCGUACACUGGUAUGUCGGUGAAGGAAUGGAAGAAG
Messenger RNA from Ambispora leptoticha, 1020 nucleotides. The record is from the annotation of a GenBank genome assembly. Lineage: Eukaryota; Fungi; Glomeromycota; Glomeromycetes; Archaeosporales; Ambisporaceae.